CUCCACCGCAGACUCACAGUUCUUCGUCGGUAGCGGAUGAAGCAACUUCCAGCGAAUCAUUUGUUGCAAGUUCACUUUUUGCUUGGGUCGCAUUCAGACCUUGCGAAACAGAUCUAGGGUCAAUUGGAUUACAUUUAAAAGAAGCAGAUAGGAAAGUGCCAUUUUCUGCUUUUGAAACAUCGAACGCGCUCUCGCCAGGGUGGUCUUGUCUUCGUAUGACACGACCACUGUGGCAGGUUUCUUCAGGAGGGUCAGUGUCAAACACAGAAGUCGUGGACUAUAAAAACGAUGCCAUUUGACAACGUGAAUCAUCUACUUGACUUCUAAACUUGUUGCAUAUGCUCCAGAAAACCUCCGAGUGCGCGUUUCGGAUACCUAUUUGUGCGUAACGACGGAAGAGCUAUUCAAAUUGGACUAUUACUGAUGAUCUUUGUGUAAAAACCUACAUUUUUUUGCAUCAAAAUCCAUUUAUGAGGAGAUGUUCUAUCUGCGCGCGGCGGAUUUGUGAGCGCAAAACCUGCUUCAGUCGCACCGGGUCGCGCACAUUGGGUCAGCAUGGCAGCCGGAGUCGCCGCGUGGCUACCGUUCGCGCGCGCCGCGGCCAUAGGAUGGAUGCCCGUGGCGAGCGCCCCGAUGCCGCCGCCUCCACGGGAGAAGAGGCGAGGUCAGGACGGUUUGAUCAUCUUGAACGUCAGCGGCACUAGGUUUCAAACUUGGCGGAAUACUUUGGAGAGGUACCCCGACACCUUACUGGGAAGCACAGAGCGCGAUUUCUUUUUCCACGAGGAGACCAACGAGUACUUUUUCGACCGCGACCCGGACAUUUUUAGGCACAUUCUCAACUUCUACAGAACCGGGAAGCUGCACUACCCUCGCCACGAGUGCAUCUCCGCCUAUGACGAGGAGCUGGCCUUCUUCGGCAUCAUUCCUGAGAUAAUAGGGGACUGCUGUUAUGAGGAGUACAAAGAUCGCAGGAGGGAAAACGCGGAGAGGAUUCAAGACGAUGAGGAGAACGAAAACAGCAAAGAUAUGGUGCUCCCGGAAAUGUCGUUCCGCGAGACCAUGUGGCGCGCGUUUGAGAACCCGCACACCAGCACCAUGGCGCUGGUGUUUUAUUACGUCACAGGCUUUUUCAUCGCCGUCUCCGUUAUGGCCAACGUGGUGGAGACGGUCCCGUGCGGCAGCGGGCCAAACCGGGCGAAGGAGGUCUCGUGCGGAGAGCGCUACGCCCUCGCAUUCUUCUGUUUGGAUACGGCCUGCGUUAUGAUCUUCACCGUCGAGUACCUGCUGCGUCUGAUCGCCGCGCCCAGCAGGUACAAGUUCGUCAAAAGCGUCAUGAGCAUCAUUGACGUGGUGGCCAUCAUGCCUUACUACAUCGGCCUGGUCAUGACGGACAACGAGGACGUGAGCGGGGCCUUCGUUACCCUUAGGGUCUUCAGGGUCUUUCGGAUUUUCAAAUUUUCGCGGCACUCCGCGGGACUGCGCAUACUGGGGUACACGCUCAAGAGCUGCGCGUCAGAGCUGGGCUUCCUGCUCUUCUCUCUCACCAUGGCCAUCAUCAUCUUCGCCACCGUUAUGUUCUACGCAGAGAAGGGCUCCUCCGCCAGCAAGUUCACCAGCAUUCCGGCGGCGUUCUGGUACACCAUCGUCACCAUGACAACGCUGGGAUAUGGAGAUAUGGUUCCUAAGACCAUCAUAGGGAAGGUCUUUGGCUCUAUUUGUUCUCUGAGUGGCGUGUUGGUGAUCGCUCUUCCCGUCCCCGUCAUUGUGUCCAAUUUCAGUCGGAUCUACCAUCAAAGUCAGCGUGCAGAGAAGCGACGUGCCCAAAAGAAAACCAGGCUUGCUAGAAUUCGUGCGACGAAGAGCGGUGGCGCUAAUGCUUAUUUGCAGUACAAACGCAAUGGGAUGCUGGCAGAAGCGGAGGAGGAGGCAUCAAAACAGGCCGGCCAAGCUUUGGUAUGUAAGUCCAACCCCACUUUUGAGACCCAGCAUCACCAUCUUCUGCACUGCUUGGAGAAAACCACGAAUCAUGAGUUUGUAGAUGAGCAAACUUAUGAGACAAGCUGUAUGGAGGUUUCCCUAUCGAAGCCGUCCAUGUCCCGUUCCUCCUCGCUGUCCUCCUCUCCACAUGGCCUGUCCUCCUGCUGCACACGCAGAAACAAGCGCAAGAGCUUCAAUGUCCCUAAUUCCAACAUGGUUGCUGGUCGCAGGGGCAGCAUACAAGAGCUCAGCACCAUCCAGAUCAGAGAGAGACCAAUGAGCAACAGCCGCUCCAGUCUCAAUGCCAAGUUUGAGGAGACAGUUCCCCUGAAUUCGGAAGACCAGUCCUACAUCACUGCCGCUGUCAUCAGCAUGCCCACACCUCCGAUGACCACACCUGAGGGCGAAAACUCGGCCAGCUCGCCCGACUUCUUGCAAAGCAACAUUGUCAGGGUGUCUGCAUUAUAGACCUUCCACCGUGACCAUUAGCCAUUUUAUUUAGCGAGUGGACGCUGGAGCAGAAAGGAUCGACGGAGCCCCCUAGUGUAGUGGAGGAGGCAUUACAGCAGGAUGGGCUAUAGCUGGACCUUUUUUUUUUUUUUUAGCAGCUCCCGCCCAGAGAUCUCAGUCUCUGUGAGCUCCUUCAGCUCCACCUCUAGGCCCAUAAGUCAUGUGACUCACACCGGGGUCCAAUAGGCUUUCACUCAACUCAUAGAGGAAAACAAUGACCAUUGUGGUUGUUACAGCUUCUAUAAUUUUUCAGUAUUGUGAGUCUUUGAAUCUGUUGUCUUCAAUCUGACGGGAUUUCCAGAUUUUGGGACAAAUAAGGAGUGUACCAGCAGGGGCGGGAUUUUACAAACUUUUACACAGCUAUACACACACUUUUGAUACUUCAAAGUAAAGCUGGGCUCUACUAGAGUGUGCGGUCGGAUGGUUUUGUGUGUGUGUGUGAUCGAAACCGGUCUCUUGCAUGUUUUGAGUAAGUCUUUGUCAUUUUUCAAUUCGGCAUGAGCAAUAAGGAUUGGCUCGUUCUGUCAGAAUGUGUGCUUUUUACUUUUGCCUAGUUAUAGCUCUGUCCAACCCAACAAGUGUGUGAAAACAGCAGUUAUGAGAGACUGACCUAUUGAUAAAGGUUAGAAAUUGAGAAAAAAACCUGUCUAACACUCUCUCUGUCCCACCCAUGUUGCGUUCACUCCUUGCCUGGCCUGAUGAGAUGUUUGUUAUCCUUUUUCUUUUUUUUUUCUUUUUUGUCGGCAAAAAGCUAAAUAGAAAAGAGAACGCCUCUUGUGUUUUAAUAUAUUUGACUUUCUCAAACUGACAUUGGAGGCUUGUGGACUUGAGCUCUAACACUAGCCAUUCUGUUUUAUACUCCAAAGUUUGCGAGUUAACUGUGAAAAGAAAAAAUAACGUGCUUAUUUAUUAUCUUUGUUAAAAUGAUUGUGCAUGUUGUCGUACACAUGGUGAAACGGGCCAGUGUUGACCAGAGCAUAGAGCCCGCCCAGGACAUUUUUUUCAAGUUCUGUCUUUUUCGUCCCUCCCUUUAAAGAUGUACUUUUAUCAGCAAACAUUCUAAAGUUUGUCUAUUAUUUCUGGAUAAUGGCAUCAAGUUGAGAGUCAUCCAGUCAGAUUCUCAGUACUGUUUUGGAGAUUAUUAUAGCACUUAACAGAUUCUUAGUACUGUUUUGGAGAUUAUUAUAUCACUUAAAACGUGAAUCUCACAAAGUAACAUUCAGGUUUAUUUCACUCCCAAAUCAAAAGAGAAUAAAUUACACUUUGCUUGUUUUUAAAAUAACAUUUUAGUGAUAAUUAAGCACACUCCACUCCAUGCAAAUUCUCAUUACCAUAUUUUUUUUUUUUGUAUUCUCAUUCUCAAUGGUGAUUUUUGUUACUGUAAUACAGUAUUUUAAAAGCAAAUAUAUCAUGCUUCAGAAUUAUUGUAAAAAUACUGUACUUACAAUUGUAUUUUGGCAUUACAGUAAUUGUAAUUUGACAAUUGUAAAGAUAGUUUUGGGGGUGUCGUGGUUAAUUGUCAUGAAAAUCUGUUUAGACUUUAUGUAAGCAAAAUAUAAUUUCUUUUGAUUUUGGACAGAAAUAUGUCAGUGAGAUUCUUCCAAAAUGUAUUAUUAUAAUCCAAAAGUGUUGAGAGAAAAAAAUAUAUAAUAAAAAAAUCUCUGCACAAGAAAAAAAUUAAUCUCUCUUCUCUGCCAUUUAACCUCUGGAAUUAACAAGAAAAUAGUCUAUAAUGUUGAUAUUUUUUAUACUGAUGUCAGUGCAAUUUGUGGUGAGGAGCUCUUAAUGCGCCUUGCUGAAUACACACACACACACACACAGACACACACACACACACACACACCACUGCCCUCCUGCUCAAUGCCUGCACCCAUUCUUGCUUUACCAUGUGACUUAUGCAACAAGAUUCUUUUUGUAAAGAUAUGCUUUGUAUUAAAAGGGUUAACUGGGGAAUAGAAUCUAACAAAUGCAUAUUUUUAAAACUCAAAUGGUGUUGAUUAUAUAUUAUAAAUGUAUUUCAGUUGUAAAAUAUAAAAAAGAAAAGAUGUAAACAGAAAACUAUGAGAGAUAGUUGCUAGUGCACCUGUGCUGUAAAUUUGUUCUUCGGUGUAGUGAAAUUUAUUAGAGUUUUUUAUUUUCUCCUAAUUUCAAUGGACAGAAAAUUAAAUGUCUCACUUUCUAAAUCAACAACCGCAAAGGCUGGACCAUCUGUUUAGGUUUGGAGAUUUUACUUUAUUUUUUCCUGUUUGGAGGACAGAGUGUAUGCGCUCACAGACUCUCAGAGAACUUUUUCUUCUUCUUCUUUUUUUCGGGAUCGACAAGGGACUUUUAAAGCAGACUCCCUGUUUGUGAUAUAAUGUACAUUUAAAUGAUUACCAGGUGACGACGGUCCUUUGGAAUUUGUUACAGCUUGUGUUAUGGACAUUAAAAUAUUUGAACUGUUGAUAAACAAUGAAAAAAAAUACAAACCAGUUGUUUAGUCCGGUGCAGUGUCUAUGAAUAAAUAGAAUUAAUUCAUUGUCCUAUUAAAAACCAGAUUAAAAGA
Messenger RNA from Carassius gibelio (silver crucian carp), 5035 nucleotides. Its product is annotated as potassium voltage-gated channel subfamily D member 2-like. The transcript is spliced from 7 exons. Gene Ontology annotation, molecular function: A-type (transient outward) potassium channel activity; protein binding. Gene Ontology annotation, biological process: protein homooligomerization; potassium ion transmembrane transport. Bases 556 to 2448 code for a protein of 630 amino acids. NCBI's taxonomy places the organism in Eukaryota, Metazoa, Chordata, Actinopteri, Cypriniformes, Cyprinidae. Gene Ontology annotation, cellular component: voltage-gated potassium channel complex; membrane. The record is from RefSeq and is a predicted model, not a curated record.